GCAGAACCGGAAAAUAUUGUGCCGGUUUGAAAUCCGACAUAUUCAAUUUUCUCGGAAAAAGAAGAAAGAAAAGAAAAUCUCAAAAUCACAAAAAAAAGAAGAAAGUAUCAGAUUUGAAUUCCCAAAGUACCCCUGAUCUGUAUCUGUUCAAAUCCCCAUUUUCCACUACUUAUCAGCCUCUCUCUCUCGGUCCCUCUCCCUCUGUUGAUGGAGUUGCAUAGGCGCGAAGAUCAGGGUCUCUCCUCGGAGAGGAAAGGGCAGAAGCGGAAACUGGAGGAGGAGAUUGAUGAGGAGCGAGAGAUCUCGAUGGCCUCCGGUGAUGCGCGGCAGGCGUUACUGUCUGAGGUGGUUGCCCAGGUUAAUAUUCUUAACUCCGCUUUUUCUUGGAACGAAGCCGACCGAGCCGCUGCAAAGCGCGCCACGCAUGUCCUCGCUGAGCUCGCCAAGAACGAGGAAGUCGUAAACGGGAUCGUUGAAGGUGGUGCGGUCCCUGCACUAGUGAAGCAUCUGCAGUCCCCGCCGCCGGGCAAAGAUGACCGUGGCCUCAAGCCGUUUGAGCACGAGGUCGAGAAGGGGAGUGCGUUCGCUUUGGGGCUCCUUGCCGUAAAGCCAGAGCAUCAACAACUUAUAGUUGACAAUGGAGCUUUGUUGCAUCUUGUGAAUCUGUUGGACAGACACAAUGAUGGUUCUAGUUCUCGGGCUGUGAAUAGUGUCAUCAGAAGAGCGGCGGAUGCUAUCACUAAUCUUGCUCAUGAGAACAGCCGCAUCAAGACCCGUGUUAGGUUGGAAGGUGGGAUUCCUCCUCUUGUUGAGUUGCUUGAACUUACGGAUACAAAGGUGCAACGAGCAGCUGCCGGAGCUCUGCGGACCCUUGCGUUUAAAAAUGAUGAGAAUAAGAAUCAGAUUGUUGAAUGCAACGCUCUUCCGACACUCAUUCUAAUGCUGCUAUCUGAGGAUGCUGCUAUCCACUAUGAAGCGGUUGGUGUGAUUGGAAAUCUGGUACAUUCAUCACCAAAUAUUAAGAAAGAAGUUCUUAGUGCCGGAGCUUUGCAACCAGUUAUUGCUUUGCUCAGCUCUUCCUGCUCUGAAAGCCAGAGGGAGGCAGCUUUGUUACUUGGACAAUUUGCUGCGACAGACUCAGAUUGCAAGGUCCACAUUGUACAAAGGGGUGCUGUCGGACCUUUAAUUGAUAUGCUUCAGUCUGAGGAUGUGCAGUUGAGGGAAAUGUCAGCCUUUGCAUUGGGCAGAUUGGCACAGGAUGCACACAAUCAAGCUGGUAUAGCACACAGUGGCGGCUUACUGCCAUUGCUGAAACUUCUAGAUUCCAAAAAUGGGUCUCUGCAACAUAAUGCUGCAUUUGCACUUUAUGGCCUGGCAGACAAUGUGGAUAAUGUAUCCGAUUUUAUUAGGGUGGGAGGUGUCCAGAAGCUGCAGGAUGGAGAGUUCAUUGUGCAGGCAACUAAAGACUGUGUAGCCAAGACUUUAAAAAGAUUAGAGGAGAAGAUUCAUGGCCGGGUUUUAAAACACUUGUUAUAUCUGUUGCGCGUAGCAGAGAGGUCUGUCCAAAGGCGCGUCGCUUUGGCGCUAGCUCAUCUUUGUUCUCCAGAUGAUCCAAGAACAAUAUUCAUCGACAACAAUGGAUUGGAAUUGCUUCUUGGGCUUCUUGGUUCUACGAACAAUAAACAACAACUUGAUGGUGCCGUGGCUCUCUAUAAGCUGGCCAACAAAGCAACAACUCUAUCCCCUGUGGAUGCAGCUCCGCCAUCUCCGACUCCACAGGUCUAUUUAGGGGAGCAGUAUGUGAACAAUUCAACUUUGUCUGAUGUUAUCUUUCUAGUUGAAGGAAGACGGUUCUAUGCCCACAGAAUUUGCCUACUUGCUUCUUCAGAUGCAUUCCGUGCGAUGUUUGAUGGUGGCUAUAGGGAAAAGGAUGCAAGAGACAUUGAAAUUCCCAACAUUAGAUGGGAGGUUUUUGAGUUGAUGAUGAGAUUUGUAUAUACUGGGUCUGUGGUCGUUUCACUUGAUAUUGCGCAAGAUCUUCUAAGAGCAGCAGAUCAGUAUCUCUUGGAGGGACUAAAGCGACUUUGUGAAUAUACCAUUGCACAGGAUAUAUCACUGGAAAAUGUUGCAAGCAUGUAUGAACUCUCAGAAGCCUUCCACGCUGUGUCACUGAGGAACACAUGCAUUUUGUUUAUCCUUGAACAGUUUUAUAAAUUGAGUCGGAGGCCUGGGCAUUCCCAACUGAUGCAGCGUAUCUUACCAGAGAUUCAUGAUUACUUUACCAAAGCACUUACCAAACCUAACCCCCACACCCUGCGCUUGUAGAAGGCUUGCCAUUGAUUCUUGAUCUCUAACUAAAACCAUUGUACAGAAAAUGGUAGAUCUCGUUGUUCUUGAGCCAUUUGAAGGUUCCCUUAGAUCGGUUGCAGCAGGGCUCAUUAUCAGUCCUGAUGCUGGAGUUAUGAUGUACGCGAGCUGUAAGUUGUUUUUUUUAUUCCAUUGUUUUAGAUCUUGCAGGAAUAUGGCCUUCACCAACGUGUUUUUUUUUAACUUCUAUGUACCGUGUUGGUUGUACGACUCAAUUCUUCCCUAAACCAGCUGAAUGGCUUUCAGUAAAAGAUGCAUCUUUUUCUAUGCUAAUGUGCAAUAUCAGAUCUCUUAUUGUUUGCUGAGAAGGUGUCGUUAUAGUACUAAAUGCAUUACUAUGCAUGCAAAAUGUGAGAGAUGAUGUAAAAGAAGGUUUUGCCUUUUGGUUCUGUACGAUGUCUUCUAUGAAUUGUUGAGCGAUUCAGGGCAUAAUUACAAAAUUUCAGGUCUCAUUGAGACCUCUGUCUUCUGCCAAUUA
Tripterygium wilfordii is the source of this 2845-nucleotide messenger RNA. Its product is annotated as ARM REPEAT PROTEIN INTERACTING WITH ABF2-like. Lineage: Eukaryota; Viridiplantae; Streptophyta; Magnoliopsida; Celastrales; Celastraceae. Gene Ontology annotation, molecular function: protein binding. The coding region runs from base 208 to 2325 and encodes 705 amino acids. The record is from RefSeq and is a predicted model, not a curated record. The transcript is spliced from 19 exons.